Ziziphus jujuba (common jujube) is the source of this 1229-nucleotide messenger RNA. Its product is annotated as strigolactone esterase D14. The transcript has 2 exons. The record is from RefSeq and is a predicted model, not a curated record. The coding region runs from base 124 to 942 and encodes 272 amino acids. Lineage: Eukaryota; Viridiplantae; Streptophyta; Magnoliopsida; Rosales; Rhamnaceae.
UGGGGGCAAAAACCAGGAGCUAGCAAUCAAUACCAUAAACAGCUGUCUAGCUUUCCCUCACCACUCACUCCCUAUAAUUGCUUUUGUUUCUUCUAUUUUUUUGUUUUUUCCUUAUUUUUAAACAUGGUAAUAAAGGAAAGAGGGCUUUCUUCGUCCAUGAACGCCAAAAUCAUAGGCUCAGGCAGCGAAACCAUAAUCCUGGCUCAUGGUUUUGGUACAGACCAGUCAAUCUGGGAGAAAAUUGUUCCUGACCUGGCUCAGCAUUUCAAUGUUUUUCUUUUUGACUGGUUGUUUUCUGGGGCCGUUAAUGACCAAAACCUUUACGAUCCAAGCAAGUACACUUCCUAUGAACAUUUUGCCGAUGAUUUGAUUGAUCUCUUGGAUGAGUUUAACUUGAAAUCUGUAAUUUUCCUCGGCCAUUCCAUGUCUGGUAUGAUUGGAUGCAUUGCUUCUGUUAAGAGACCUCAACUCUUUAAGCAGCUUAUACUAGUUGGAGCUUCUCCCAGGUUUAUGAACACAGAUGAUUAUGAAGGUGGGUUUGAGGAGUCACAGAUUAAAAAUAUACUAUCAGACAUAGAAACCAACUAUAAUGAUUGGGCAUCAAACUUUUCUUCACUUGUUGUGGACGCAAAUGAUCCUGCUUCAGUUGAUAAAGUUAAAGAUUGCUUUUUGAAGAUGAGACAUGAAGUUGCAAUUCCAUUGGCCAAGAUCGUUUUUUACAGCGACGAACGAGAAAUUCUCAAUAAGGUUGAGACCCCAUGCACUAUCAUCCAGAGCAGCAGUGAUAUUGUUGUUCCAAACACAGUUGCUUUCUACAUGCAGAAGAAUAUCAAGGCCAAAUCAACGGUGGAGAUUAUCGACGCCGAUGGCCAUUUCCCACAGUUAACUGCUCAGCUUCAGCUUCUUGAUGCGCUCAAAGUCACCUUAGGCGUUUGGUCUUAAAGUUUAUAAUAUGGGCAUCGAUAGCAUAAUUGCUUAAAUAUUUGUGUUAAUUAGUUGUUUCGCUAGUUUUCUUUUUUUGAUUAAUUUUAAUGUUUGGUGUUUGUUUUGAUUUGGUGUUUGGGAUGUUUGUUUAUAACGGGAAUGAAGGUCCGAGAUAUGGUUCUUUUGGAUGUUUGUUGUGCUUUCCCAACUCGGUUUAUGGGAUAAAUACAUAGGAAAAUGAUGCAUUCUAGACUGUUUUGUGCAAUAUUUAUACAUACGUACUUCUGAUUCUGGGUCUUUCAUUA